GUCGUCCUGACGGCGUUUCAACUGCAGAAAGAUGUGAAACUGAAAAGUUCUCCAGCUGAUCUGGUCACAGAGACCGACCAGCAGGUUGAGAAGAUCCUCAUCUCUGCCAUCAGGAACCGAUUCCCACAGCACAGGUUCAUCGGGGAGGAAUCUGUAGCUGCGGGUGAGCGUCUGGAGCUGACUGACAGUCCCACCUGGAUCAUCGACCCCAUCGACGGGACUGUGAACUUUGUACACAGGUUUCCUUUUGUGGCUGUCUCCAUUGCCUUCACUGUCAACAAGCAGACGGAGUUUGGGAUUGUUUACAGCUUAGUGGAGGACAAACUCUUCCACGCUCAGAGAGGAAGAGGAGCGUUCCUGAAUGGAGAACCGCUGCAUGCGUCUGCACAAGAAGACAUCAGCAGCUGUGUGGUGGUGACAGAGAUUGGGGCGGAGCGUGACGACCUUGCUUUGUCCACCAUGACCUCUAACAUCUUCAGACUGUUGAAACUGCCGGUACACGGAAUCCGUGCGUUGGGAACGGCAGCGGUCGACAUGUGUCAGGUGGCGACGGGCGGAGCUGACGCCUAUUACCACAUUGGGAUGCACUGCUGGGACAUCGCUGCAUCGGCCAUCAUCGUACAGGAAGCCGGAGGCGUGGUAAUGGAUACUGACGGCUCAGAGUUCGACAUGAUGUCACGGAGGGUCAUCGCUGCCAGCUCUGCCGCUGUGGCUAAUCGUAUCGCUCAGGUUGUCGAGGCGUUUCCCUGUCGCCGUGACGAUGAUGACCUGUGCAGAUGUGUCUGUGGAGCAUCAGGUGUAAACGGCGUGUAGGUCAGCUGACAGGAAGUCUGGCUCUGGUGUUUCUGCUGAGUGUUGUAGCUCCUGGCUGACACCAUGAGGACUGGUCUGUUCAGUCUGAAGUCUACUUCCUGAGCUGUGAGGACGCAGAGAGACACACGUUGGACACGUCACGCUGACCCUGAAAACAAAUCUGAUUUGAAAUCAAUAAAAGUGAAUCAAUAAAGAAGUCUGUGAUCUGUCAGUUCUCCUCAGUGUGACACAUGACACAUGUAUGUUACAGUCCCCCGUCUUUAACUCUCACACACACUGAUGCUUUUCACACGCCACACGUUCACUGGUGAGUCAUGAGACAGA
Epinephelus moara (kelp grouper) is the source of this 1137-nucleotide messenger RNA. Its product is annotated as inositol monophosphatase 1-like. The transcript has 7 exons. Gene Ontology annotation, molecular function: inositol monophosphate 1-phosphatase activity. The record is from RefSeq and is a predicted model, not a curated record. Gene Ontology annotation, biological process: inositol metabolic process; phosphatidylinositol phosphate biosynthetic process; signal transduction. NCBI's taxonomy places the organism in Eukaryota, Metazoa, Chordata, Actinopteri, Perciformes, Serranidae. The annotation marks the transcript as partial.